AUGGUCCUGGAGUAUUUUGGAGCCCCUCCAGAAAUGCUCGUUCCUGUGUGGGACUGUGAGCUGUGUGGUCAGUAUCGCAGCAUUGUCAGGAUGAUUGGGUCCAACCUACCGCUGCAACUGCCUCCAAGAGUCCACGUUCAGAUCCCGCUCAUCUCCCAUAAACCUCAUUGUAAUGUGGACGUCACCGUGGAUACUCCCACCAUCCCCUCAUUUGCUGACAUUAUGUGGGUUUGUGAGGAAAAGGAGAACACUUCAACAAAAACCAGGAACUAUUUGCCACUGAUCAAGCACGAUAAUGAAACAAAUGGGAAUGCAUCAGGGGUCCAGAGACAAAUGCUUCAUAAAAGCCAAAGAGGUUUCAGUUGUGUGAAGCAAACUCAUGACCCCAGCGCCUUGAAGAAAAUCUCUGCACUGGAGACCGAGCUUCUCAAACUUCAAGCUCAGAUCGCACUGAUAGUUGCUGCUCCUCAUGGUCCAGAUCUUGAACAUGCUCCUAUGAUGUCUCCAUCAUCCCGUCCAGCCUUAACGUUGACUCCUCGUCCUCCACCACCCCCUCCUCCUCCUCCUCCUCCACCCCCCGGUCCUCGCACCAGUACUCCAGUCCAGUCUGUGUCAGAGCUCAUCCAAGUCCGCAAACAAAACCAAGGCCAGAAUCCACAAAAACAUAAAAAUGGCACUGUCACAGAAAGCGGGCAACCCUCUAUGCUAGAUGUUCUGAAAGACUUGAAUCAAGUGAAACUGCGUUCAGUAUAUCGAUCACCAGGGGGCACUCCAGUCAGAAGGAGGCGCAGUAGAGGUGCUGCUCUGUGCACUGACCCUGCUGCUCUCAUUGCUGAGGCUUUAAAGAGAAAGUUUGCUCAACAUCUUCAUAAUAAUUCUUCAGAUAUAGAAAAUUCGCUAGAGCUGUCUCCUUUUGGCAGCCCAGAGACACCUAAGGUUCCUCACCAGCGGCGAAGCCAAGGCAGAUGUUUCAUGUAA
Knipowitschia caucasica is the source of this 978-nucleotide messenger RNA. Lineage: Eukaryota; Metazoa; Chordata; Actinopteri; Gobiiformes; Gobiidae. The record is from the annotation of a GenBank genome assembly.